This is a messenger RNA of Trichomonas vaginalis G3, 11001 nucleotides long. RefSeq names its product hyphally regulated cell wall protein 1 family. The record is from RefSeq and is a predicted model, not a curated record. NCBI's taxonomy places the organism in Eukaryota, Parabasalia, Trichomonadida, Trichomonadidae. The transcript has a single exon. The coding region runs from base 1 to 11001 and encodes 3666 amino acids.
AUGAAAAUUAGAUUAAUAAUUUCUGAUGACACAAAGUUAGAGCCAACACCAACAAUUUCAGUUGAUAGAAUCAUUGCUGAUCCUAAAGAAUUGUUCCCGAUUACAGUUACUCCAACAAAAAGCAAUACUUUAUAUACAAUUGCAAGUUACAGUAUUGACGAAUAUAGCGGAUACAGGUAUAUCCAUGGUAAUUUCACAUCUAAGGAAGCGGGAGUUCCAGAAACGAUUAACAUCACGUUUGAUCGCAAUCAGAAUUAUCUUAUCAGGGGCAUCUAUGUGUAUUCAGAAUUUUCAGCGGUUUCAGAACCAGUUUAUAUAACAAUUGUUUCACCACCACAAUCAUAUUAUAUCGAAAGUGGAUCCAUGACUUUGAAAUUUAGUACCAAUAGUAGUAAUCAGUAUAUUUAUUGCAUAUUUAAUGAUGCCUAUGAAGACAGAAUUUAUUCGUAUUACUAUCAGGAGAAUGGUGUUUACACUAUAUCAUUUAAUAUUCCAACUCACCGUAGUUAUAUUAAUAAUGGUGAAAAUACGGUCAGAUUAUAUAUUUCAGGCAUGAACACUGAAAUAAAGAGCUUCACAAUCAAUGUUGACUACUACCAUCAACUUGAAUUAUCAUCGUCCGUGCAAUCCAACACAUUCUCAACCAAAAAACCAAUGAAUGUAACUGUGAAUUUGACAAUUAUGAGUUCACCAAAUAACAUGAUUACUCUUAGUCAUUAUCGUUAUAUGCGCUAUCAAGAAGUAUAUACAGAGCUGGCAAAUUUCACUACAACUGAUUCUAACGGUAAAUUUCAAUAUCAAUAUACUAUUAAUAUCGAUCCAUCCACACGUGAAUUUGGUAUAUAUGAGUCAGAAGGAUUUCAAGUUAAGGAUAUAUAUGGAUCUGCCCGUUCCAUUAGUGUUACUAUAUAUAUUCAACCACCAUCCUUAGAUUUAUAUGGUUAUGGAAGUGGUUAUAACAUUGCUGCAGAAAGAGGAGCAUAUUUCAACUUCAGCGGCCAAUUAGAUGGCUAUACACCGAACACAGUAUUCAAUAUUGCAUAUGGUAGAACUAAUUCUGAAAACGUGAUAAAUUACUAUUCCAGAAAACUGAAUGAAGAAAACCAGGAAAUGACAGAUAGUUAUAUCAAAUCCCAACAACGGAGGCUGGUUAAACAAAGUGAAUAUCCAUAUGAUAUCUCUGGAUUCUUACAACAAUUUGAAUCGUAUCCUUGCCCUGAAACACGCGAACCAAUAGAAUACACAACUUUAUCUAAUCCUGUUACAAUCGAUGAUUCCUACAAAUCAGAAUAUUUCAAUAUAUCUGACCAAAUAAGUCAAGAGUCGUCUGAAUAUGAAGUGUAUUUUGUCAAUGCGACAUCUCAAGACGGAAGCAUAUCAACGUGCCGAAGUUUUUAUGUUAAUGUCCAAACAAAACCAGAAAUUUUUAGUGCUACAUUACUUAAUGAUGUUGUUACAAUUGGACAACCAUUACAAUUCAAUAUUUCCUAUAAUUCAUCCAAUUCCGUGAAUUUAGAAAUGAGUUUUAAUAACUCAUUAUUUAGUUAUGCUUAUAGUCGUUCUUCUAAUGGACUUUUUUAUGUGGAAUUCCCAAUAAUUCCGUUAGCUGGCCUUAAUAAUUACACAGUAAAUUUCGAGGGAGAAUAUUCAGUCGAAGAAAUUAUCAGACACAUAACUCCAGGCAAUUAUGAUCUUAAAAUCAGACUAACAUCCAGUGCUCUAAUUAAAUCUAAUGAAGUUCAGCUUAGACUAACAGUGUCAGAUCAAAUUCUUCCAUACUUCGAAGUUUACUUUUAUUCAGAUGAAAUGACUUUUCCAAUAGGAUUAAUUGAGAUGAAUUGUGGCCUUGUUAAACUUCUCCCAUGCAAUGUAACAAUACAUGGCUCGUGGAAUGGACAAGAACCAUUCACAAUCCAAACAAUUAACUUAUAUGAAAUGCAGCGAUUUUAUGAUCCAGUAUAUUUCAAUUCUCCUAAAGAAGAAGGUCAGUACACAUUAGAUUUAUGGUUAACAACAGAUACAGGGUAUAAAUCCAUUAAAAAUCUAACAUACACAAUGGAAUUCCUCGAACAAGAAACUCCAACUGAUGGAACACCUAUAGGAACAGAUGUUGAAACGCCUAUAGGAACAGAUGCUGAAGAGAACCCAGAACCAACACCUGUUCCAACUCCACUCCCGUCUCCAACUCCAUAUAUAAAUUGUCGAACUGUUCCAAGUAGCAUGCGUGCUGAUGCAGCUCUUUUAUUCUCAUGUGAUGUUAAAGGACUUGAAAUUAAUGAAAUAAUCACCUUAAUUACAGUUUUUUCAGGAGAUAAUGGUGAUGUUUAUUAUAAAAACUUCACAGAUCCAGACCUCAAAUCUAAUAAUGAUUAUUACUAUCAUAUUGAUUAUAAUGCCGAUGUUAAAUUUAUUGAAAGAUAUACAAAGUAUUGGAUUAAUGUUUCAGCAACUGAUGGAAUAACUACAACUCCGAUUUGGAGAGAUUAUAUUAACAUUUAUCCAAUAGCACGCUUUAAUUCAUUGGGUUUAUCUAAGUCAGAAGUAUCUUUUGGAGAAUCAAUUGAUAUAGUAGCAAACAUUUCUCUAUCAAUAUCAGGCACAGAUAUUUACUAUACAUUUGACAAUGACACAGAUUCACGCCAAUCAUUUUAUGUAUCAAUGAAUAGCUAUUCUUCGACUUUCACACGAACAAUUUCUCUUAGUCAAUUUUACUAUAGUGGCAUUCACAAUAUUACAAUAUCUAAUGGAUAUGGAGUUUAUCAAGAUGAACAAGUUUUUAAUUUUACAAUAUUAGAAAAUCAUGCUCCAUAUAUCAAAGUUACUCCGAAAUACACAGGCGAAAAAUUCUAUAUGAGUAAUUCUUCUGCAAAAUAUCAGAUACAAUGUACAGAUUUCAACUUAGAUCAAGAGAAUAGUAUAUAUGCCGUAGCCGACAGAAAUCUUCCUGAAUUAGUAGCAACUAUUACUCCUAAUAGAACAUUUAUUAAUGCUGACUAUCAAUACUAUUAUCCAAUGGUUAGUGCACAUCAUGUAAUAAAGUUCUAUACAAUUGAUACAGCUGGUGCACAGUCAAGCAUUUUGACAUAUGAGUUCGAUGUUGAUGUAAAUCCAAGUGUCUGUGUUGUGAAUUUCCCUGACAAACAGUACUACGAAGUCAAUUCAUAUUUCUUAGUUGAUCUCUAUUUCUAUAACUUCAAUCCAGGUUCGGUUGUUAAUCCAAUAUAUAUACUUGAAGAUAGAAUUGAACUUCCUGAAAAUAUCACAAUUUACGAUAAUUUCUCAUCUGAAAUUAUAUCAAUAAAUAUUUCUACAUAUGUUGAUGGCGUAUAUCGUCAUUGGAUUGACAUAUUUGGAAAAGAUAAUACUGGAGUUGAAUCAAGUAGAGCUUCUUAUUAUAUAUUAGUCAGUAGUAAGCCAGAAAUUAGGUAUAUUGAACCAUUAAAAGAAGAAUACAGUGUUGGUGAAACAAUUGCAUUUAAUAUUUUCUUUAUGGGAACAAGUUAUAGUUUUCUUUAUUAUAAAUAUGAUGACCAAUCAUGGCAAAAAAUUAAUUAUGAAGAAUAUUCAGAUAGAAAGUUUGUUUGGAUGAAUCGAACAUUAUCAGCAAGAAAUGUUAAAAGAGUAUAUAACAUUUCAUUAAAAAUAGUUGAUUACUAUAAUAUUGAAUCUGAUAUAUACAAUUUUAGUUUCCGUGUAAACGAAAGACACGCUCCAGCAUUAACUGUUAGAACAAUUGAUAAUAAUAUGUACUUAAAUCUCUAUCAAGACAUCAGCUUCAUAUGCACAAUUAAUGAUCUUGAUGUUGGAAAUAGCGUUGAUUUACAACUUAGAAUUGAUGACUCUGAAUUUUCUUCAAUAUACAAUUUUGUUUCUGAUGGAAGUGAAAAGGUUUUUGUUUAUAAUUAUUCAGGACCAAAGAAAAUAGGUUCUACAAAAUUCACAUUUAAAGCCAUUGAUAACACAGAACUAUCAAUAAUUACUGAGAAAGAACUUAGAUUGUCUAGAAGACUUGGUUUUGCAUAUACAAAAUUAUUCAAUAAAGAUAAAUUUGAAGGAGGCGAAACAAUAACUUUCACAGGAUUUGUCAAGGAUUAUGACAUAAACUCAAAUGUUAGUGUUUACUAUAGAAUUAAUAGCGGAAAUUAUAUCCAAUUAUCCGAUUUUCUCGUCAUCGGCAGUAAUUAUAGGUCCCAAAAUAUAACGUUUAAUAUCACAAUUCCAAAUAUCUACGGUAAUAACUAUAUAGAUUUCUAUACUUUGAAGCAAGAUGAAGAGACAUUCAAAUCAGACUAUAAUUCAUUUAGUUUCCAUGUAAACAAAGCCCCAAUACUUCUUGAUUGGGCUUCAUUUGACAAUCCAUAUUUCAAGAAUUCAUAUAUUGUAAUUAAUGCUACAGUUUAUGAUGAUUAUGCUGUAUAUUUGCUUUAUAAAUUUAACUCUGGAUCAUUUACCGAAGGAAGUGAAACAUUUUAUUUGAAUGGAAAACCAAACAUAACAGCUUCAUAUGUUAUCCCAUUACCAACAAAUCUUGUUCAAGGAACUAAUACUAUAUCUAUUUAUUUCCGAGAUGAUUAUCAAAUAGCAACUGAAACAAGGACAAAAGAAUUCACUUAUGAUACAAGAUCUGCUCCAGUAAUUGAGGUUUAUAAUGAAAAGACAUCAAACUAUAUGUUUUAUGAAAAUGUGACAUUGAAUGUUUCAGUAAUUGACGAAAUAGCUGAAAAUAUAAUCAAUGUUUCACUCUUCCUAGAUAAUGCAAAUCCAUUACAAAUAUACUCAGUAAAAUCUGAUGGAGUUAAACACAAUUUCAUUUAUACUGCGCCUGUUCCAUUAAGAAAUGGGAACCAUUAUUAUAUAUUCUCAGCAGUUAGUAGUAUUGGCGCUGUAUCUGUAAAUGUUACUAACAGUAUUUAUGUGGAAAGGCAUGAUUCUUUAAUUAUUACAAAACCACCUGAAAAACAUUAUGUACCUGGCUCCGUUGUUAAAAUUGAAGGAUUUGCAGUUGAUCUUUAUCCAGGAACAUAUUUCCAAAUUAACAUUCAAACCAGUCUCGAUUAUAGAAGGAAAGCUGUUACUGAUACUAUGGUUAUCAAUGACAGAUAUAGGUCAGAUAAUUUCAAUUUCUCUAUUAUAUUGCCAUCAUACUCUUGCAAGUAUACUUUUUGGGUUUAUGCUUUAACCACAGGAAACUCCGAUAGUUAUUCAAAUACAUAUGAAAUUUAUGUGGAUAAACCCCCAGUAAUUAAUGAUUGGAUUAAUUUCAAAGAACAAUAUGCUUUAGGAGAGUAUAUUAAUCUUGAACUAAUAGUAACAGAUGAUACUCGUGCAAAAGUCAGAUAUUGCUAUGACGCAUCUACUUUCCGAGACAGAUAUUGCUAUCUUACUGAUUACAUAAACAUGAAUUUCACUGUGCCUCACGAAAUCCAAGCACAGGCAAGAAUUCCUGACGAACUUGAUUUUAUUGAACAUACAAUGAGUAUCCAAAUUAUAGAUGAGUAUCAAUCCCCAUCGAAUAUUCUUGAGAAGAACUUCACAUUAACAAGAUCACAUGCUCCAACUCUGAAGGUUACUCCUCUUGCAAAGAAGCUGUAUCAUUUCUCAGAGAAAAUUUACAUCACAGGAAAAGUCCAAGAUAUCGAUAUAGGAGAUAUCAUAUUUAUUCACUACAAAGUUGAUGAUAACCAAUAUUCGGAACUUGCUCAUUUCCCUGGUAACACACUUCAGCAGGAUUUCUCCGGAUUUGUUAAAGUUCCACUAUCAAAUGGUAAACACUCAAUUAGUAUUAAAGCGUUUGAUCAAACAUCAUCUACAUCAAGCGUUAUUAGGUAUGAAUUUGAUGUCAGGAGAGAGCCAGGUAUUGAUGUUGUUUCUCCAUACAAACAGUAUUACGAACCAAACGAAACAGUAACAAUUCAAGCUAUUGUUUAUGAUCAUAUUGAAGGAUACCCAAUCAAAGUUUACUAUAACUUUGACAAUGAAAACAAACAAUUUGCAGCAGAAACAACAAUCACAGAAACGAUGAAUUCUACUGUUUUCACGUUUGAAAUUACAAUUCCAGACUCGUUGAACGAUCACUAUUUAAUCAUAUUUGGCAAGGAUAGUCAAGGUGCAUUAACAACAAACACCUACAGCCACUAUAUCGAAGUUAAUGCUCCACCAGUUCUUAUUCUCAACAAGAUGAUUGACGACUAUUAUUACAAGCCUGCAUCAAUCGAGAUCAAUCUUGGAAUAUAUGACAACAAAGUGGCAACUAUUUACUUGACAACUGACACACAAAGUGAUGUUGCAAUAUUCAACAAUAUUGAAUCAUAUGGACGCGUCAUUAAUAAAGUAUAUUAUUACACAAUUGAUUCCAAUGAAGAUAAGACAUUUGAAUUGAAAGUUUAUUCCAAAGAUAAAUUUAAUGCAAUAUCUAAUAUGAUUACAAAGACGAUUCAUUACAGCUCAUCGAAGUCAACACCAGUUUUAACAGUUGUAAGUCAUAUCCAAGAUGGAUUGUCAUCAAACGAAGCAAAAAGAUUCAGUGAUAUGCUCAAGCUGACGGCCAAAGUAAUGGACAGUAAUGCUGAUAACCAAGUUCAACUACUUUACAAGUUUGAUAAUGAAGAGACAUUUACAAGCUAUGCAAAUUAUGUUUCAGACGGAACUGAAAAAACAUUCGAAGUUGAAAUUCCAUGCAUCAAAGUCAAUGGUGCUCACAAUAUCACUUUGAUUGCAUUGAACUCAGAAGGCGUAUACUCAAGACCAUACACAUUCGAAUUCGGUGUCUAUCAAUCUCCUGCAAUGUUGUUUAGAACUCCACCAUCCACAAAUUACAAAGUUAAUGACACUAUAACAAUUGUUGGUUAUGGUGCUGAUUUCUAUAUUGGAACAAACCUCGAUGUCUACUUCAAAUAUGACAACAAGCCUACAGAACUAAUUGGAACAGUUACAAUUGGUAAUAAUUACAUCUCAAAUGAUUUCACUGUAUUUAUUAAUAAUUCAGGAAGUUCUAGGAAUGUUCCAUAUGAGAUUUACUUCCAGAUUGAAAACAAAAUAUAUUCUAAGAUUUCAUCAUAUUUUAUCAUCAAUGCUCCGCCAGUGAUUACAUUGAUCAAUACACUACACAAUAUAUAUUACAUGAAUGAUCACAUUGAUAUUGACUAUAAAGUUUUUGAUGAUGGAUGGGCAUCUAUCUACUACAAGUUUGACGAAUAUCAAGAAACAUCUAUAUCAAAGAAUCUGAUAUUCAAUGGAAAUGCAUAUGUUUUCCAAGGACAAAUUCCAUUAGGAAGACUAUUAUUAGAGGGACCUCAUACUCUCAAGUUGUAUGCAGUUGAUAAAUUCUCUCUUAAAUCGAACGUGAUUGAGCACCCAUUCACAGUCUCAAAUUCAAACACAGCCCCAGAAAUCAUCGUUGACAGCUAUGAUGAAAAGCUGAUUCAUCGUUGGUAUGAAUCAUUAACAAUCAAACUGAGAGUUCGUAAAUCAGGAGGCGGAACUGUUGUAUUCAUGAGAAGAUUCAACUACUCAAAUCAAUUCGAAGAAAUUGAUAGAGUUGAAUCAACAGAAGAAUACAAAUCAUAUACCUUAACUGUCAAACUUCCACGUGUUGAUGGUGUUGUGGAUAUGAUUGUUGAAGCACGCGAUUUAGUUGGAGGAACAUCCUCAUUCAUCAAAAGCACAUUCAGGAUGAAGCGCGAGAGGAGCAUCAUAGAGAACACUUACAGCGGAGGAAUCAGACCUGGAGAUGUUGUUCAAAUCCGAGGCAUGGCAGUUGAUUUCGAUAAUGGAACAGCUCUUAAGAUCAACUACAAAUACCAAGCAAACUCAUUCAUCAGAACACUAAAUGAAGAUCAAGAGAUUGGUGAAUUUGUUGUUUCAGAAAACAUGACGACUCCUCCAUUUGAGUUUUCCAUUUCAGUACCAGAACGAGUUACAAGUCAGACAUUUAAUGUUUGGGCAAAACAAGGCUCGGAAAUUGUUGCCCAAUUCGACAACGGAUAUAAUGUCUUGAACAUGCGUCCAGAAAUAGUUCUUCUUAGACAAAUAAAGGAUCAAUACCCUGAAGAUGGCUUCAUUGAUAUCGAUUUCUUGAUUAAAGAUGAUACUAAAGCAAAAAUUAUAUAUAGAUUCGACGGUGGAGUAGAUAAGUAUUUGACAGACUUCUAUGAGUGCAACAACACUCAAAAGUAUGUUAAUUUCACGCAGAUCAGCCUUAAUGCAAGCAAGUUAUCAGUAGGUCAACAUACUUUAUCUCUAUUCGCAAGAGAUGAGCUUGGAUCAGAAUCCAUUUUAAUUGAUCGUAUUUUCUCAAUUGCUCAAGAGCAUGCACCAGUCAUGGAGAUUCUCGAAACAACAAAACUUGAUAACUACACAUCAUAUGAUCUCAUCACACUGCAUGGAAGAGUUAAAGAUGAAUCUGUUGGAAAGAAGAUCGUCGUUAAGUACCAACUCAACGGCGAAGGAUACAAGGAAAUCUACAGUACAACAUCAACUGGUGACUGGCAAUACUUCACUUAUUCAUUCACAGCGCCUAAAUCAGAUGGACUUUACAUCGCCACAUUCCAAGCAGAAAACUACAAGUAUUAUGGAUCCACAAUCUAUCAGAAAGAGCUCCAUACAACAACAAAAGUUCAAACUAGGUAUCUCCCAGCACUCCAACCAACUUAUCCAAACAGUGGAUCAGGAGGAGGAACUGGAGUUGGAAUUUCUCCGAUUAACUACGUUCCAGAUGGCUACACAUUGGAGAAAUUCAUUGAGAAACAGUUCUCAUAUACAAACAAAAGAUAUAAUAUCGGAUUCUUGGUGAAAGAAGGAACAACAUUCUACAUUGACAUCACAACAAUUCCAUCUGGUGUCAGUUUGGUUGACUACAUCAAAGAAAAGGUUUCAGACUUCAAUGGAGGAAAUGUCACCUUCACGCUUCUGGAUGAAAACAACAGCACAGUUGCAAAGUUCGUCCAGCCAAUUGUCUUCAAUCAGCCACCGACAUUCGAACACUUGAAUAAAGAUGAGUUCCCUAAAAAAGUAUACGGUCACACGUUCAUCAGCUUGGAUAUAAACAUCUUCGAUGAUUCUAAAGCCAAGAUGAUUUACAAGAUUGAUGACGGUGAAUAUAUGAAUCUGAGCAACUACCUUGCACUUUACAAUCGUUCGCAGUACAUACACACACAGAUUGAGAUCAAACCGAACACUCUUUCACUGACAAGUCACAAUAUUAUAUUAGCAGCUAUUGAUGAGUACGGUAUUAUGUCGAAUGUAAGCGAAUAUAGUUUCUUCUACUACAAAUUGAACACUCCAACCAUUGAAGAAAUCACAAUUAAAUUCCCAACUAUCAAUGGCACAGGUAGUGUUAGUGGUGGAAACAAUGGAGGAUCUGGCAGUGGCAGUGGUUCAGGUUCUGGAACAGGAAGCGGAGAUGGAUCAGGCUCGGGUUCUGGAUCAGGAAGUGGAUCUGGAUCAGGAACAGGAAGUGGAUCUGGAUCUGGAUCAGGAACAGGAAGUGGAUCUGGUUCUGGAUCAGGAACAGGAAGUGGAUCUGGUUCUGGAUCAGGAACAGGAAGUGGAUCUGGUUCUGGAUCAGGAACAGGAAGCGGAGAUGGAUCUGGAUCAGGAACAGGAAGUGGAUCUGGUUCUGGAUCAGGAACAGGAAGCGGAGAUGGAUCUGGAUCAGGAACAGGAAGUGGAUCUGGUUCUGGAUCAGGAACAGGAAGCGGAGAUGGAUCUGGAUCAGGAACAGGAAGCGGAGAUGGAUCUGGAUCAGGAACAGGAAGUGGAGAUGGAUCUGGCUCUGGUUCAGGAACAGGAACAGGAAGCGGAGAUGGAUCUGGUUCUGGAACAGGAAGUGGAGAUGGAUCUGGUUCUGGAUCAGGAACAGGAAGUGGCUCUGGUUCUGGAACAGGAAGCGGAGAUGGAUCUGGCUCUGGUUCUGGAACAGGAAGUGGAGAUGGAUCUGGCUCUGGUUCUGGAACAGGAAGUGGAGAUGGAUCUGGUUCUGGAAGUGGAUCUGGUACUAGUGGUGGCUCUGGAACUGGAGGUUCGAAUGUUCAAACACUUCCGAUAAUUACACCAGGUGCGAAUAUCUCAAUUAACGGUCAUUUCAAUGAUCAAGAUUAUGAUGAAAAUACAACUGUUUCUGUGAAGAAGAAUACCGAUGAAUUUGAAGUUUAUCAUGAAUGUCCAGUCAGUGCACGUCCAGAAUGUUUCUCAUUCGACUUCAAUUACUCUGUUGGUGACAAAUGUGGUGAAAACGUCAUCUAUGUUCAGAUCCGUGAUAGCCGAGGUGCAACAUCUAAAGAAUUUACAUUCCGCUACUUUAUUGACUGCGGCGAUGAUAAUGAUGGCAGCAAUGGUAAUGACAAUGGUAAUGGCAACGGAGGUGGAAAUGAAGGCGGAAAUGGAGGUGGAAGCAGCAGCCUUCCAAGAAGAUCUCCUGCUCGUUCACCUGUCCCUCCAUAUCCAAUUCCAACAAUGCUACCACACGACUAUACAGGAAGAUAUACUACAACAUACAUCAACACAUAUUUGCCGACAGUUACAUUUGACGAAAAUGGUUACUCAUAUAUUAUCUACUACAUGACAACGACCGAGUACAACAUCACAUUAAUUGAUGCACCGAACGAGAGUGUUGCUAUUGGUUUCUUGCAGACAACAUUUGGCAAGUAUGCCCUAUGGCCACUUAUUGCAAUCAUCACUAUUGGCAUCACAGCCGGUGUCAUCAUUUUCAUCAUCUAUCUGAAGAGGAAACAAGAAAAGUCAGAGAGCGAAACAGAAAACAUUGAGAUGGAAGCUGAAACUGUUCAAAUUUUCAGCACUACUAAUACAGAGACCACAAACGAUAAUCCUCUUUUCACUGUAUCAAUGACACAAAAGGAUGAAGACGACUUAUUCAAAGCAGACUUCGAAGACAGUGACGAUAAAUUUGUCAAUGACGAGAACGCUACACAGCGCGAUAAUAAUGAUAUCGGAAAUGAAGACAACGAAGAUCAAGACGAAGUUGUUGAACUAGAAAUUCUUUGA